Molecule: messenger RNA, 7797 nt
Organism: Marchantia polymorpha subsp. ruderalis
Lineage: Eukaryota; Viridiplantae; Streptophyta; Marchantiopsida; Marchantiales; Marchantiaceae
Source: the annotation of a GenBank genome assembly
GCAAAUAAUCGGACCAUCGAUCGACCGAAUCCGAGGAGCCCGAUUCUGCACUCGAAAUGAAAUUGGCACGAAAUUUGAAAGUUGGCGCGCGUCGCGGGCCGCGUUUGGAGGGAAUUCGGGGAUGGCAGUGAAAGGACGAACAAGAGCGAUGGCUCUCGUCGGGAACAGAAGUCAGUUUGGGUGGGGGGUCCAAGAAGGGACUGUCAAAUCGAUGAGGUAUGACAAAUCGAUGAGCUGAGCUCGGAAUCGGGCGACCAUUUUGUUCUCGCCUCAGAGCUGCAGAGCUGCGAUUUCGGCAACCAUGUCGCAGCAACAGUCUCUCUUCUCGUUUUAUUCUAGAGGAGGGGCUGCGGCGAAACCGAAAGCAAAUUCGCAUCGAUCGGAUUUUUCGGUUGUGAAGCAUGAACAACGUGAAGUCGCGGGUUGCAGAGAAGGGUAUCAUCUCGAGCAGGGAAGAAAGAAACUGGACUCUGCGUCGCAGGGGCAGAGUCUUUCGACGCAGAACGUCUUGCAGAGCAUAGAGGAAAGAUUUGUUCGUAGGGAGAAAGCCGUGAAGCCGAUUGGGAUCGUCACGACUGAGUCUAGAGAAACUAGCCUUGAUCCUACAGGAAACAAGCGCAUUCGUGAAACGGAGGAGAAAUUGGUGUGUCCAGUUCCGUCCAUUGCUCAAAAUCAGAAUUUGCAAAAGAGAAGAAAGCUUCUAGAGGCAUUGGGAGCGGAUGAUGGUGUCGAGACGACGGGAGCCUGGGCGGAAGCCAGAGCUAAGUUCGAAUGGAUGACGCCGUCGAAGAUUAGGGAUGCUGAAAAGAGGAGGCCCUGCCACCCUGCUUACGACGAGAGAACUCUUCACAUACCGCAUGAUGUUUUCCACAAGUUUUCUGCUUCUCAAAAGCAAUACUGGACAACCAAGUGCAAAUAUAUGGACACCUUGUUAUUUUUCAAAGUGGGUAAAUUUUAUGAGCUGUAUGAGCUCGAUGCUGAAGUAGGACACAAGGAGCUUGACUGGAAGCUGACUGUCAGUGGUGUAGGGAAAUGCAGACAGGUUGGUUGUCCAGAGAGCGGAAUUGAUGAUGCAAUUCAGAAGCUGGUCUCUCGAGGAUACAAAGUUGGUCGGAUGGAGCAGAUUGAAACGGCUGAACAAGCACGUGCGAAGAGAGGAGAUAAAGCUAUGGUGCAGCGAGAGCUUGUUCAGAUAAUCACUCCAUCUACAGUGAUGGAUGGAAACAUCAAACCAGAGGCUGUCCACCUCCUGGCUCUCAAAGAGGAGGUACGAGAAGCUACGAAUCCCAUUCCUGGGAAGGCAGACAAAUUGGUGAUAGCUAUUGGUUUCGCCUUUGUAGAUGCUGCUGCUGGCCGCUUCUACGUGGGGUCACUGUCUGAUGAUACCUCUCUCAUCAAUCUGAAGACGCUGCUCACCCAGGUUGCGCCUCAAGAGGUACUUUACGAAAGCGGAGGCAUAUCGAAGGAAUCUCUCCGAGCUCUGCGGAGGUUGUCUGCACCAGGUUUACUUCCUGUUACACUUACUCCUCUCCAACCUAGCUUGGAAUUUAUGGAAGCUGGUGACGCAAUCCGCAUGCUACGGUCAAAUCGUUACUUCACGGAUUCCUCGGACAAUAAUUGGCACACCGAAGGCGACGAUUCGUGGCCAACAGCACUGAAAUUGUCAGCAGAUAUUCCUCUGGCUACUUCCGCUCUGGGAGCUCUUGUUUCGCACUUGACCCGCAUGAAGUGUGAUGGUGAGCUUCUUCCAAACGGAUUUCUCUGCCCAUACGAAGUUUUUAAAGGCUCUCUGCGGUUGGAUGGACAAACUGUUUCCAAUUUAGAGCUUCUUGAAAAUAGAGACGACGGUGGAAAAGCAGGGACCCUUUUUAAUUAUCUUGACAGUUGUGUCACGGGUUUUGGUAAGCGACUGCUUCGUCGCUGGAUAUGCCAUCCUCUUCGGAAUAUUGGAGAUAUACAUUACAGAUUGGAUGCUGUUGAUGAGCUGAACUCCUGGCCAGAGAUGACGUGUUCUCUAAGAGCAGGUUUGAGGAAACUACCUGACUUAGAGCGGCUAAUUGCUCGAAUUCGGAAUCUCAGUUUUUCUCCUCUGGCAGGAAUACCAACUGCGGCAAAGAAAGUACAUCAGAGAAAGUUAAAAGCAUUUUGCUCAACAGUUCUUGGAGUGCGCGCAGCUGGAGAACUACUUCUUUUAAUCAACAAUUUACGUUCUGAUGGAAACAUAGAGUUGAAGUCCAAAUUUUUGCAGGCAGCUGCAGCACUACCAUAUCCAAAACCUGUUGAAGCUUGUCUGAAGGAACUGGAGUUGGGGAUAGAUGCGAGCUGUAAAACAUGCAGAUUAUCGAAAUCACAGGAGGGUAACUAUGUGGACGAUGAUGAGCAAGAAGACGAGUGGGAAGCAAGGAGACUGAGCCAGCUCAUUGAUAUGUUUAAUGAACACACCUCCUUUUGGGUGAAGCUUGUGGAUACAUUGGGCCAGCUAGAUGUGUUGAUAUCUUUCGCUUCAACAAUAAGUGCAGCAAAUGGUCCCACAUGCAGGCCUCAGUUGGUACCAAGUCCCUGUUUACCGAAAGGAGGCUCUGUCCUUCAUAUCGAAGGCCUAUGGCAUCCAUAUGCAUCAGGAGGUCAGGAUGGUGCUUUUGUACCUAAUGACAUUGAACUCGGCCCCGUUAACGCGUCAAGGAUUGCUCCGCAUGCUAUGCUACUAACUGGUCCAAAUAUGGGAGGCAAGUCAACUCUUCUUCGAGCUACAUGCUUGGCAGUAAUCAUGGCACAGUUGGGCUGCUACGUACCCGGUGAAGCAUGCAAAUUAUCACCUGUGGACACCAUCUUCACUAGAUUGGGUGCGAGUGAUCGCAUCAUGGCUGGGGAAAGCACCUUCAUGGUUGAGUGCAACGAAGCAGCUUCUGUUUUACAUCAUGCAACAAGUGACUCACUCGUAAUACUGGAUGAGCUGGGCCGAGGAACAUCCACUUUUGAUGGCUACGCAAUCGCUUAUGCUUCCAGUGUUCAUAGCGGUGCCGCAACCGCAAUACGCAAUACGCAAACCGCAAACCGCUGAAGAGCUGAGCACGCGCUUCCUCCUCGUGGUGUACUUCCGGAGGCGCUAGAAGCUCUUUCUUGGGUCGUGAACGUUUGUUAACUCUCCUUCUUUGCCGGUGUACGUCUGUUGGUGUGAGGGGAACGUCCACUUUCGGCCCCUGCUCUCGGUUCUCAACGGAAUUCGAAGUGUACAGCAUCUUUCUUGGCUUCGAGCUCUGUCGCAGAAACUUCAUCGGCCGUCUUUUGGAAACGAACGCAUGGAUGAUGGAGAAUAACCUCGAAGAUCAAGAAUACGGUCGGUCCCACCUUCAUGGUUCGGAUGACUCUAUAGCUGCUGCAUCGCCUGUCCAGCCAAGAGUUCGUGGAGUCUGUACCGCUAGCAUCUAAGACGAUUUCAUGCACAGCGAUGCAAUGCUUUUCAUCAGCUGUAGCAGCUGCAACACUUCUUGAUCAUACAGCAGAAGGACGGAAUUUGCACCGAAAGUUAGUCGGACGACGAGUUCAGUCAUACUCCCUCCCGCAGUGCGUACGAAGUAUGGUCCAGCUGAGCAGCAGACACUCGCACCCGAUUCACGAGUUUUGCCUAACCUCGAUGCGUAUCAGAGCGCAGCCCCCAAUCUCGACGCCUGCGAGGAGUCUGUACUUGAAAGAUGAACAUUGGAUGAACAUGUUGGAGUUUCAGCUAGUGGCUGGCAGAGGAGACAGAAUCAAGCAUGAAAUAGUGGAACUUCACCCGCCCUCUUACUCCUCGGCAGUGUAUGAAGAUAAAGAACCGCAGCUCCAAAAUACCAUUUUCUGACACUGCCCAGCGUUGUCUGUACUAUUCGCAUUCUUUGUCUCAGAUCUGGAACGUUGAAACAGAUCCCAGAUCUACUGACAGUCUGAGAGUUUCACCACCGUACCUCUGCAGAUUAAACUCUUCGACGCAAUGACAAACAUGUGACCUGCUGAUGGCUCGGAACCUCCAAACAAGUAGAAUGUCGAUGCAGUCAUUCGGAGUCCCUCGAAGCCACAAGAUACACCGAGACGAUCUGCGUGAAGGUCGUGGGAGCCGGCCUGCAAAUACAGUACGACUGUAUCGUUUCUCUCCACAGUCGUACGCAGGCAUACAAGUUAUAAGUCACGUGUGUAUCGAUUGGGGAAGAGUGGGCUAAUGUGAACCGGAGUGAAGUGAAGCUCUUAGCGUGUAGAAUCGAUCAGUCGGACCGGGUUUUUCCGGGCUAAGUUACAGGUAGUGGCACUGUGACCAGUGCGGGGUUUGGGAUGGGUUGGGCUGUUGCCAUUGUCUAGUGGCAGAUAGUCCCAGGACCAGUACCCGUACAGGCUACAUGUCUAUCGUUUGCCUGGAAAGUGCAAUUAGAAGUAGGUAAUUGUACUGUACUCACGAGAACUUUUCUGAAAGUUGUCCCCGGCCUUACCUCCAUUCAAUUGUGGAGCAAAGAGUCCGGCUCUUCAGAACGGAUUCUGCUACUCUAUGUGGCCUCUCUGUUUCCAGACUUUCCACUGUUUGUUCCUCUUCUAAGUGCCUGCCUGCCUGCCUGCCUGCCACCAGCUAGUUAGCUAGCGAGCGAGCAAGCGUCGGAAAAUCUCCAGACUGCAGUCACCACGAAGAAAUGAGAACCCAAGGGCCUCUGCUAUCUGAGCAAAGGCUCCAGAUCGAUACUCGCAUAUCGAGUUCUCGAUGUCCCUCGGAAUUUGGCUAGAACCGUGAACGCUUGAAUACAUGCGUUUUCGGAAUUUCGAAGCAGUAAACACUUGUUGCUCGAUUGUACUUUCGAAACGUCGAUCCUGUUAAUAGGAGGAGGAGGAGGAGGAGGUCGAGACCGAGUCAUCCUCGAGACAAGUUGUUCGGUCCAGUGGGAAACUUGGACUCGGACAUCCGAGCACGCCCGCCGCUAGAUCAGCGAGCGACGUCGAGCGAGCUUCGUCGCAUGAUCGAUGGCGUGAUCUUCGUGUUCACUGAGGCCUCGGACGGACGAGUUUUUGCUGCUAAACGAACCUCUUAAAGCUCGUACGCUAGUUAGGGAGUUUGCACUAGGUGAGGAGAGAACAAAAUCAGAGACACUGACCAAUGGUACUGAAUUCUCGACUUCUUCAUACUCAUGCUCUCUACUCGGUGACUGGUAGUUUGUGGAGAAGAUCGCAGGAACCACUGACAAGGACAUACAUACUGCGAAAUCCUUGGGGUUAAUUGAACGAGUUUUUUGCGCGGGACUUGAGACAGGGAGACAAACUCAAGGAGUCUGGGGUCCACAGAUGCAGUACACACCUCAACCAGCAUGCUCUCAGUGUCUCCACAACUGCCUCCUCCUUCUAUCUAUGGCUCGACUCUGAGAGUCUGUGCAGAUCUCCAGUAUUCUUGGAAUCGAACCGGCAAAGCAGUGGGCACCAUCUGUCAAUCUGUUCACCGCAGAUGCUGACAAACAGAUUGGUUGGAACAUGGAAGGCAGAGCUGGGCUCUGUCUGUCUUAGCUUAGAAGAAGAGUUAGAUAAGAGCGCAGCCGCACCGAACUGAGGCUCGGAUUUAGCUUGGAUCCACACUCCUUGGCUUUUACAUAAACAGAAAGAGAAAAGAGGAAACUGAGACCUCGCUUUCUCGAGCAGCAGCAGCCCGCACACCUACUUCAGGUCUAAGAUUGGGCUUGUGUAAGAAUCAGAAAGCUUGUCCUACGAGAAAGGACUCUUGGAUCUGCCACCGUGUGCCAACCGAACUGAGCGUCUGUAGAAGGAGAUCGCAGGCACGACAUUGUACGAUCGAGUGUUUCAUACAUCACGGGCUAUUCUAGUGCACCCUGCGACAAACGACUCGAGGUAUGGAUUGGCAAGCUGCUGCUCGAGGCCAGCUGGUCUCACGACGAGUCGCCUGGGUGGGGUGGGGUGGGGUGAAUAUCGCUGAACAUGUGAUUCGUGGCCAGCGUAAUCUCGUUAUCAGUGAACCUACGAUGUCUUCAUUCCCAGAUACUGCUGACAAAAGACAAUCAGAACCUCAAGAGAGGGGAGGGUUGAUACAGAGAGCAAGUACAGACAGAGAGAGAAUGAGGUGAGGCUCUUGUAGUUUGAAGAUGUCUACAUUGGCGGACCUCCUGGCGUGUAGUUCUUCUUUCAUUCAGCUCGAGUGCAAGCACAGAGUCUACUGGGUUUGAACUUCGCAGCUCACUCACAUGACGCUCCUCAAUUGAAUAGAAUCUCGGCGACCUCGAUUCGUUCACUCUGCAGCUUAGGAUCAGAGACCACAUUCAUGGCGAUUUUGCUUUGACCGACGCAUGUAGCAGUUCUCUAGAUUCACCCCCAUCCUUCCCUUGUCGACUAUAUACACCGAUUGUGUCUGACCAUGGGCACUGAGCCAGCCAUUUGGGCUGUUGAUUGGUGUAAUUGUAGCCAGCGAAAAGAAUUGGAUCCGUUUUCUUUCUCAUUCACCGAAUAUACUUCUGGGAACCAGCUGGACUACUGAGCAGCGAACGACAGAGGGAUUCCAUGGGGGAAAUACGGAUUUGUUGCAGCAGGCUAAUCCUUCAGUAGCACGAGGUAUUAUCAGACGUGACAACUUUAACCCAUGGGGGCUUCUUUGGUACAAGUUCACCAUUCAUAAUAUAUCAUAUUGAUCUGGAAUUGCCCACUUUCAGGCUUUUCACUGUCUGACUCCCUCGCUCCUGUAGAAUGUGGUACCGGGCAGUCUGGGCCACUCGAGCCGACCAUCCGAUGCAGCUUUGAGAGCUUGAACGUGAAAACGUUUCCAAUUCGUAUAAAGCUGCAGCCCUUUCCACGCCUGGAGAAGCGAGCACCAACUCCCCCGAUGGAUGGAUGGAUGGAUGGAUGGGCCGUGCCUCAGGUCUCACAAUACCAACGACAGAGGAAGAAGAAGAGAAGCUCAGCACCAACCCAACCCAACCCAAUCCAUCCCUCCCUAACUCGGGUUAAGGUUGUACAAAACCCAACCACAAUGAGAUGGUGACCAGUCCAGCCCAUUCCAUUCCAUUCCAUGAAGUGGAACUUGGUCAGAAGUCGAGAGGAGGAGUGAGGGACUGAAUGGAUCUGGCCUCGGAAUUCGUCACAAAUGGACAAGGGACUUGGCAGCAGCGAUGCUGCCGAGGUUGUCACACGAGCCGAAAGUCGACUGCUAAAAGGUGCUGCGCCUUGACCUUCACCGUCAUGACCUUGGCAUGACACGAAAUGUCUUCGGGAUGAGGUAGGAAGGUCGCCCAUGUCCCGUCCCGAGCACAGAAAGUACAUGAGCACGGCACGACCAAAGCUUUGACGCCAACCACCGAAGCAGCUUCUCCACAGAAUGCAGUCAAGUGAAGUGACUGACUGGGGAAUUGGUCCCAAUUGGGUCUAUUUCUCUCCUUCUCCAUCCAUCGUUCCAUCAAUUCGUGACCCACCCUACCCUUCGCAUCGCCUGCACAAUGCAAAUUGCGUGGUUCCCGAUUGGGGGAGAUCAAACCGACUCGAAGGUAGCCCCUUUAUUAAUCGGUGGUACUUUUGUCGCGACUAACUAACACACCACUGCAUUGAACUGCCAUCUCCUCGUGAGUAGAUAGAGCUUUCUGCUGUGCUGUGGUUCGGUUCAGACUCCAGACGAUAAAUGGGCGCAGCAGAAUACAUUCAGCUGCUGUGCACAUUCUUCCAUCUUUCAGUUCAAUUUGGGUACGAUUUGGGCACCUCUAGCUUCCACAAAUGGCUUGCCCUGCCCUCCCUGUGCACUUGUAGUCAAUCCACCAACCAGCUCAUAAAUCAAUCGCUUGCACAAUCACAAAC